Molecule: messenger RNA, 639 nt
Organism: Bufo bufo (common toad)
Lineage: Eukaryota; Metazoa; Chordata; Amphibia; Anura; Bufonidae
Gene: C3H1orf232
Product: chromosome 3 C1orf232 homolog
Exons: 5
Coding region: 116-613 (165 amino acids)
Source: RefSeq, a predicted model, not a curated record
AGGAGAUCUAACAUUCUACAGGCAAUCUAGGCGAGGGGGGUUUAUGGCGUCAAGUGUCUUGAGCUUUAACUUGCGCCACCCCCUCUGGUGAAGUGAGUAAAAACCAUUUUGUACCAUGAGCCAAAGUUUCUGGAAAGUUUACAAAGCAAAAGUUCUGCAGACAUUCAACACAGAACAAAAUGAAGAAGCACAUGAAGAGAGUGACACCACAGAGAUUAUUGAACCUGAAAAUCAAGAAAAUGGAGAUGAAGGAUUAAACAUGUCCCAGCUUGCAAGAAAGGUUCAAGGAACAUUUGGUUGGAGAACUGUAACUUCGUUGUUCACUAGAGAAGAACAAGAAACAGAUCAGAGAGUUGAGCAAGCAUCGGAGAUGGAAACAGAAGAGACUGCAUCUUCACGCACUUCAGACAACCCUCCACAGAAAAGCUCCUCAGCACUCUGGGAUGUAUUCACUAGCAGGUGGCAACAGAGUACUGUUCAACCCUCUGAAGCAAAAGGGGUACUGGAAGAACCUCCAGAGGAACACAGUGAAACUCACCAUGUAGAGGAGACACCGUUUAAAUGGGGUUUCCUCACUAGCAAACUAGCAGAGUUAAGAAGCAAGAAUGAGUAAGAACGUAACAAUAUGUAGAUAAUUGC